Molecule: messenger RNA, 687 nt
Organism: Cottoperca gobio
Lineage: Eukaryota; Metazoa; Chordata; Actinopteri; Perciformes; Bovichtidae
Exons: 4
Coding region: 16-258 (80 amino acids)
Source: RefSeq, a predicted model, not a curated record
UACGUCAACUACAAGAUGCUGCAGCAGCAGAUCAAAGAGAAGAAGCAGAAAGCAAAGGAGGACGUUCAGCCGGACCUGAAGAAAAAGAAGAAGCCGAGUAAUCAAAGGAACAAGAAGAAGAAGGUGAGCUCUGGCUCUGCCUCUGCUUCUGGUUCUGGCUCGGCUCCCUCGGGUCAGGUGGGCCGCUUCAAGAAUGGCAUGCUGAUCCUCAGCUCCAAGGAGAUCCAGAAGAUCAAAAGCAACAAAAGGCGCAAAUAGGUGAGCGAUUAAAUCCUCCAGGAUGGGAAAACAUAAAGUACCACACAAACACACAGUCAGAGACUCGGCUUCCUGCAGGACCGUUUGGAGCUGUGAGGCUGAUUUCCAGAGGACUUGUCUGCAGGAAAGAAUAAAGCCGUUACUGGAGACAGACUGCUGAGUCAAGGAUUUAACGCUCACAGCGGCAGGACGUCAAUGCACCAAACUAGAGACUUCUGUCGAAUCAUUUUCCAUCACGGUUAAUUUAUUUUUGUUUUUAUAAAUGACCAAAAAAAAGACAUUUCAGUUUCUCUUGUUUUACACAUCUUGUAAUACAAACGUCGUGGGCAACCAACGCACAAAUGAAGCCAUACAAGAGCUUAGAUGCUUAUAAUUUCUUUGUUUCUGGCUGGGUUGGUAGUCUUCUUAGCAAACCAGUGAAAGAUGACA